GGCCUUGGAUAUCUCCCCAUCGUAAGUGGUCAUGGAAAGGGAUGAUGGGUUGCAAUUUAGGCAUACCCUUUCAAUUCCCUCCAACCUUCUUUAGUUUCAACUCCAAAUCCUUUUCCAUACCUUUUCUCAACUCAACUAAUUAAAUAGCAGAAAUUUUAACUAAAACAAAAAGGAAACUCCAUAUUUUUUUAAGGGGGUAUUCCUAGGCUUCCCAUGCAUUUUCCACCAACGCCUAGUUGAGGUUAUAUGUUAAUUGGGAGCCACAUUAUUAUCGGUGGCUUAGCUUUGAAGGGCCAAUGCCAACGGGCGUGCGCGUGGCAGGGCUUAUGCGCGCACCGGCCCCAUUGAUCAGCGCCGCUUCUUCCUUCUUCUUCCUCUUUUUCUUACUCUCAUCAUCAUGCAUAAUUGUGGUCUUCUCGGUUUCUGAUGCCGAAACUUUGCUCCAAUUCAAGCGAUCUUUGACAUCGGCCACGGCUCUUAACAAUUGGAAACCUUCGGUUCCGCCUUGCGAGCACCACAAGUCGAAUUGGGCUGGAGUGCUUUGUUUGAAUGGGCACGUUAGAGGUCUAAGGCUUGAAAAUAUGGGACUUAAGGGAGAAGUUGAUAUGAAUUCCCUGGUUUCAUUGACUCGUUUGCGUACACUUAGCUUCAUGAACAACACAUUGGUUGGGUCUUGGCCUCCUGUUAUAAGCAAAUUAGGAAGUUUGCGGUCUGUUUAUCUUUCCUAUAACCAUUUUUCAGGAGAAAUCCCAGAUGAUGCCUUUACGGGUAUGAAAUUUUUGAAGAAAGUAUUUUUGACCAAUAAUGAAUUCAAGGGCCCAAUUCCCUCAUCUCUCGCUUCACUGUCUAGGCUUAUGGAGUUGAGACUCGAUGGUAACAAAUUCAAAGGCCAAGUCCCUCCACUUCAAAUACAUACUUUGACCAAACUUAAUGUUUCCAAUAACGAAUUGGACGGCCCUAUUCCCACUAGUUUAAGCCAUAUGGAUCCUUCAUGCUUUUCAGGCAACAUUGAUCUAUGCGGGGAUCCACUACCAGAAUGCGGAAAAGCCCCAAUGUCAUCCUCGGGGCUACUAAAGAUCGCAGUGAUAGUCAUAAUUGUGGGGCUAACAUUAGCAGUACUAGCUGCAAUUUUCAUCAUAUUGAAUUUAAGAAACCAGCCAGCAGCAUUACAACUAGGGAAGGAGAAUGCAGGGAUGAUAAACAUGGAAGAUCAGGAUCAGAACAAAUACGUGAACGCUAAGCAGGUAACAGCAGGGGUAGGGGACGGAUAUAGAUCAAUAGAGUCAUCAUCAUCGUCGGUGGCUCAGGCAACGAGGCGAGGAGGGGCCGAGCAUGGAAAACUGUUGUUUGUGAGGGACGACAGGGAGAGGUUCGAUUUACAAGACUUGUUAAGAGCGUCGGCGGAAAUUUUGGGGAGUGGGUCAUUUGGUUCGUCGUAUAAAGCAACAAUACUUAGUAAUGCAGUGGUGGUGAAGCGUUAUAAGCAUAUGAAUAAUGUGGGAAGAGAAGAGUUUCAUGAGCAUAUGAGAAGGUUAGGGAGGUUGACGCAUCCCAAUUUACUUCCUUUGGUUGCUUACUAUUAUAGGAAGGAAGAGAAGCUGUUGAUUUCAGACUUUGUGGAUAAUGGGAGUUUGGCCAGCCAUUUGCAUGGGAACCACAACCUGGAAGAGGCAGGACUAGAUUGGGCAACAAGAUUGAAGAUCAUAAGAGGCAUAGCAAGGGGCCUUUCUUACCUGUACACCUCGCUCCCAAACGUAUUAGCAGCACAUGGACAUCUCAAAUCUUCAAAUGUGUUGCUAGACGAGUCCAUGGAGCCAUUGCUGACGGACUACGGUCUAAGCCCAGUAGCCAAUCUAGAGCAAGGGCAGAGUCUAAUGAUGGCCUACAAAUCCCCUGAGUAUGCUCAAAUGGGUCGCAUAACCAAGAAGACAGACGUCUGGAGUUUCGGAAUAGUCAUUCUUGAAAUGUUAACUGGUAGAUUCCCAGAGAACUACCUGACACGAAACCACGACCCGAAAGCCGACCUUGCGGCUUGGGUUAACAACAUGAUCAAGGAAAAGAAGACGCCGCUAGUGUUUGACCCCGAGCUGGGGCGAGCCAGGGAGAGUAGUAAAGGGGAGUUGCUGAAGAUGCUUAAGAUUGCGUUGAGUUGCUGUGAGGAAGAUGUGGAUAGACGAUUGGAUUUGAAUCAAGUAGCUGCAGAGAUUGAAGAUUUAAAUGAUGAAGAUUUGAGUGAUGAUGAUGAUGAUGAUGAUGAUGAUGAUGAUGGACAUAAUUUCUCCCCUACUUCUCGCCAUAUUCAUAUUGCUGUUUGAUCAAUCACUUUGAUUUUCGUGCAUAUCAUAAACCCACCUUUGUUUUUUUCUUCCAA
Cucumis sativus (cucumber) is the source of this 2371-nucleotide messenger RNA. Its product is annotated as pollen receptor-like kinase 4. The record is from RefSeq and is a predicted model, not a curated record. Bases 297 to 2315 code for a protein of 672 amino acids. Gene Ontology annotation, biological process: protein phosphorylation. NCBI's taxonomy places the organism in Eukaryota, Viridiplantae, Streptophyta, Magnoliopsida, Cucurbitales, Cucurbitaceae. The transcript is spliced from 3 exons. Gene Ontology annotation, molecular function: ATP binding; protein binding; protein kinase activity.